Messenger RNA from Stegodyphus dumicola, 833 nucleotides. RefSeq names its product protein GVQW3-like. Lineage: Eukaryota; Metazoa; Arthropoda; Arachnida; Araneae; Eresidae. The record is from RefSeq and is a predicted model, not a curated record.
CGACACCAUUUUCAUAUUUGUUCUUUCUUAGGUACACGUCAAAAGUUUCAUUUCGAUCUGUUAAUUUAUUCAUUGUUUAACCGCCCUUUAUAUCUAACGUGUUGUGCCUUUUUUCAGGUAUGGAUAAAAUUGAGCAACGUGCAGUUAUCAAAUUCUUUGUAAAGAAAGGUUUAAAGGCAAUGGAAAUUCAUACCGAAAUGGUGAAUGUGUUGGGUGAAUCUGCUCCUUCAAAAACAAUGGUUUGCAAGUGGGCUAGUUUAUUCAAAAGUGGUCGUACCAGCCUUGAAGACGAUCCGCGAGAGGGACGUCCAAAAACUGCAUCAACACCGGAAAUCAUCGGAAAAAUACAAGAUAUGGUAUUGGAAGACCGUCGAUUGACUGAAAGAGAUUUAACAGAGGCUUUAGGCAUUUCAUUGGGCACAGUGAGCAAUAUUUUGAGUGUUAAUUUGGGUUUCAAAAAACUCUGUGCAAAAUGGGUGCCGCAUUCUCUAACGAUGGAGCAAAAACACAUUCGGAUGCGACUUUGCCAGCAACAUUUGGAGCAUUUUAAGAAGAAUAAAAGCGACUUUAUCCGUCAAUUUAUCACAAUGGAUGAGACUUGGGUCUACCAUCAUGAUGAUCCUGAAUCAAAACAGGAGGCUAAGGAGUGGUGUGAACCCGGCUCUUCGACGCCGAAGAGAGUUCGUGUGCAAAAAUCAGCCAAGAAGGUGUUAGCAUCAGCUUUUUGGGAUGCGAAAGGAAUUUUGUUUAUAGAUUACCUUCAAACUGGCAAAACAAUUCGAAUUAUUAUUGUAACCUUUUCAAUCAAUUAGAUGAAAAAAUUCGUGAAAAAA